This is a messenger RNA of Entrophospora sp. SA101, 756 nucleotides long. The record is from the annotation of a GenBank genome assembly. Lineage: Eukaryota; Fungi; Glomeromycota; Glomeromycetes; Entrophosporales; Entrophosporaceae.
AUGGGAAAACUGUUUGCUAAUUCUUUAAGUAAUAUGCAAGGUACAACUCCAACAGUUGCUGAAACAGGAAGAUCAUCUAUUACACAAUCAUCUGGAAUGAAUAUAAUGUCUACUUUAAAAGCAUCAUUUCCUUUACUAGCUUUAGCAAUGGAGACUGUGGUUGAUCAAAUUCAACAACAUCUUAAGCCAAAUUCAGAUGGGGAUAUUUAUAGAUUGAUUGUUGCACUUUUAAAUGAUGAUGUUAAAGAUAUUAUUCGUAGUCCAAAGUAUCUUGGCGCUGAAUGCAUUUAUAUGAUGUUACGAGAACUAAAAUCCGAAUCAAAAAAUUGGUUGUCUUCUGUACGAAACCUUAUGAUAAAUUGCAAUAAAAACGACUCUUAUACAAAAACAAUUGAAAGUAUGCAAGUGGCUAUUGAAUAUUUAAAAGAAAAUCAGAUUCCACGACACAAAGCAAAAAUUGAUGAUUUAACAAAAACCACAUUUCAUGCUAUCCAUGAAAUUUUGGAAGAACGUAAUAUGCAAGGUACAACUCCAACAGUUGCUGAAACAGGAAGAUCAUCUAUUACACAAUCAUCUGGAAUGAAUAUAAUGUCUACUUUAAAAGCAUCAUUUCCUUUACUAGCUUUAGCAAUGGAGACUGUGGUUGAUCAAAUUCAACAACAUCUUAAGCCAAAUUCAGAUGGGGAUAUUUAUAGAUUGAUUGUUGCACUUUUAAAUGAUGGUUUACAGCAAUGCUUGACUGAACCAGAUGUAUAA